CAACCUUUUACCCGUUGGGAGGGUGCUGCAGCUGGCGAUUAUCCGCUGUCAAAAUAAUUCAUUCUAUAGAAACAACAUUAUUAACCUUUACAAUAACUAGAUCGACUUUUUUACCCGGGUGCCAUGGGGCAGUAUUGGAUGGGAGGGCUGUACACCCAGUUAGCUGUGGAGUGAGCCAGACCACACUGGAUGAUCCAUCUACAGCCCUACAGACCUGCCCAUUUCAGCCAUGGCCUCCAGCUACCCGCCCCCCUUCGAGGGCACAGGGGAGGUAAAGGAGGGCUUCCUGUGCCCACUGUGCCUGAAAGAUCUGCAGUCUUUCUACCAGCUUCAGGACCACUAUGAGGAGGAGCAUUCUGGGGAUGACCGCCACGUCAGGGGCCAGCUGAAGAGUCUUGUCCAGAAGGCAAAGAAAGCCAAAGACAAGUUUCUAAAGAAGGAUGGAGAGGACAGGCCUGAGACGGGCAGCUAUGAGUCUUUCUACUAUGGUGGAGUGGACCCAUACAUGUGGGAGCCUCAGGAGCUGGGAGCGAGCAGAAGUCACCUGGACCUCUUUAAGAAGCACCGAGCUGCCAGGAUAGACCACUACGUCAUUGAAGUCAACAAGCUCAUUAUCAGACUGGAAAAGUUGACAUCUUUUGACAGGACAAACACAGAUGCAGGGACGAUCAGAGCAAUAGAAAAGUCUGUUGUGUCGUGGGUGAAUGAUUCAGACGUACCAUUCUGUCCUGACUGUGGGAAUAAAUUCAACAUGCGCAACAGGCGUCACCACUGCCGCCUCUGUGGGUCCAUCAUGUGUCGGAGGUGCAUGGAGUUUGUUCCUCUGCAACUGGCUUACAAGCUGACGAGCGGGACCCGGGAGGCUCUCUGUGUCCCUGGCAGCCCCGGGCAGUCCCAGUCCCCUCCAGCCGGGGGCGGCGGCGGCAGUGCACACGGCUCCAGGAGAGGCAGCAUUAGCAGCCUGAGCAGCGUCAGCUCCAUGCUGGAGGAGAAGGACGACGACAGGAUCCGCUGCUGCCACCACUGCAUGGACACGCUGCUGAAGAGGCAGCAGAAGCUGGAGGAGAAGGACAACGUGCCGGACAUCGUCAAGCUCUACGAGAGGCUGAGGCUGUGCAUGGACAAGGUGGAUGAAAAGGCUCCAGAAUACAUCCGAAUGGCAGAAUCUCUCAACGCUGGAGAGACAACCUACAACCUGGACACAGCCGGGGGGCUGAGGAUGGAGGUUCAGAAAUACUAUGAACUCAUCGACGCACUAAGUAAGAGGAUCCUGACCCUGGGGAUGAAGGAGGAGCCAGCCCCCCAUCCCAAGACCCAGCAGCUCCAGAGGAUGGUCCGCUACACAGCCACCCUGUUUGUCCAGGAGAAGCUGCUGGGUCUGAUGUCUCUGCCCACCAAGGAGAAGUACGGGGAGCUGAAGGAGAGGAGAAAGCAGGAGCAGGAGAAGAGACUCCAACAGGAGAGAGUGGUGGCUCAGGAGGCCCAGAAGAGGAGGCAGGAGUCAGAGAAGAACCGUCCAGCACCCAGCACCAACGGAGAGGCUCCCCAGCCCCCCAGGGCCCCCCGCAUGACCAAGGCUGCGGGCUGGCUGCCCUCGUCCGACGCCCUCCACACGUGCGAGCUGGACGACCCCCUGCUGCAGCAGAUCGACAACAUCCAGUCUUUCCUGCGGCAGGCGCGGGCGGCUCAGCGGGCGGACGAGGUGGCCAUGCUGGAGGAGAACCUGCGGCAGCUGCAGGACGAGUACGACCAGCAGCAAACCAGCCUGGCCAUCGCCCUCUCCCAGAGGCUGGCCCAGGAGGAGAGCCUGCAGCAGGGAGAGCUGCAGCGCCUGGAGGACAGGGAACGGGAGGAGAGGGUGCUCAGAGCCCAGGCACCGGCCUCCAGCCAGCCUUCCUACACCUACACCUGGGAAAGCUCUCUUGACUUAAACCAGCUGGGCUAUUCCCAUGGCCAGAGAGAAGAGGAAGAGGAGGAGCAGGAAGAGGAAGAAGAGGAGGAGGAAUUAACUCCCAAGGCGGAGGGAAGCCCACCCUCUGUGAGGUCUUUCCCUGCCCUGACUGGUCAGGAGGAGUCACCCCCAAGGCUGAGGAGUUUAGGAGGGCAGGUGACACCCCCUAGUGGAGAUGGACAGAACAUCACCUCCCUCAAUCCCUUUGAAGAGGAGGACUCCACCCCCAUAGAGGAAGAUCCAUCCAAUCCCUUCUUUGAGGAGAUCCAGAAGGAGCACAAAGGGGUGGCUAAUGGCAGGAAGGACUACAACCCUUUUGAGGAGGAGGCGGAGGAGGGAGGGGGGAUUCCGAGGCAGUCAGGGGAAGCACCUGGUAACCCAUUUGAAGAGGUGGACGAUGCCGGUAAUCCCUUCAAAGAAGCUUCCGGGAGUUCUCUGGGAGCCUCGACCAAUCCCUUUGAGGGGGCGGACAACGAGGUCCUACCAGACGUGGACGUGAUCGAGGAGGAGUUGCUGUUGCAGCAGAUUGACAACAUUAGAGCCUACAUCUUCGACGCCAAGCUCAAUGGCCGCCUGGACGAGGUGGAGCUGCUGUCUGACAACCUGAGAGAGCUGCAGCGCACCCUGCAGGAACAGAAGAAGAAGACACACUGACACACUCUCCAUCAGGCCUCCGUCACCCCCCCUCCCAAUCACCUGCUACUUAAAACAAGGCUGUCUACGCAGUGCUCGAAGCUCAUCCAGCUCCAUAACGGCUCCCUUUUCAUGGCUGAUGACCCCACUGUGGUUGAGGAGGGUGAGGUCAGACUGAGGAAGAGCUGUGCUCUGGUGGAUCUCAACAUGAGGUGGCUCACAUCUUCGCCUUCUAGGCUACUACGCCACACAGAUGUAAUCCUUGGGGUGGAUAUCAGAUAUCAGUGGUUUCCUUUCACGCCUCAUGACACUACAAAGGUGGAAGUACAUGCUGCUGCUUUGAAGGAGAGUGAAUAGAGUAAUUCACUUUAAAAUGAUGUCAAUCCCUCUAACAAUGUUGGGCAGCCUAGCACUUAAAUGUAAAAUGCAAUAUUUUAAGGGUUGAUAAUAUUCCAUACUAAUACAAACACUGACACACCAUGACAUCAUUCAAAGGCCUAGGACUGUUCAUUUUAAACAAAUGUUGGUAUGUAACAAAGCACAAUGCAGUGUAUUUAGAAUCAACUGCACACACACAGUUGUAUACACAGAUACAGUUGUGUAGAACAAAUCAGCUGUGAUGGGUUGCAUUCAAUAGUAUGUUUAUUCAAUAGAAUAUGUUUUAGCUGUUUACUGUAACAGCUUUUGUACACACAUGUACAAAGCAUGUAUAUACUGUUACUGCUAAAGCCAGUCAUAUCUCCAAAUGCAUAAAUGUUUAACUUUGAGAGUUUACAUACAAAUUCAUUGGCAAAUCAUAAUUUAUAUCCGUGAUCAGUUGUAAAUGAGACACUGGAGGAGAAUGUUAAUUGACACGAUAUUAAGCUAUUGUGAGCCAAGUCAACAAAUGUUUUCUUUAUAUUUUAGACUGCUCAAUAUAAUAGCAUCGCUGUUGAUGAAGCACAGGAUAAAUGCAUUCGUUUUCCAUUGAGCUUGCAGGAUUUGAUAUACCACCACAUGGUCCAAAGUGUGCAGGUGUUUCAAUACAGGUGUUAUCCUAGGUUCUCCAUUCCUUCGUUUGCUCUCAUAACAUGGUGAGGAGGGUCAGAUGUGGAGCUCUGAAUGACCUGCCAACAUCCUGUUCCCUCCUACACAUCCCUCAAGCCCAGUGGAGAAGAUGAAUGAUAUAAGCCUCAGCUAAUGGCUUCUCUCGUUAGACAAGUUCAGUCUGUAUUCAGUGUUAUGCAACAUGUUCAACCAGGUCUCUCAGCACUUACAAAUAACACAUAGCUUACUGUUGCUAUGGAGAUGUUGGGCUGUAAUUUAGAUGUUAAGGCUUUGCAGUGGCACAUAAAAAAGAAAGUUCUGUACUCUGAUUAAUCUUGUUUGUACUCUACUUUUGUCUUCUAUUGAAUAUUGUCUUCUGAUUCCCAUCUCACGGCUGAUUGAAACAACACUAAAUCAAUCCAGCACCACCAAGUAUUAUUACACACCACAGUUUGUCAUUGUCAUUGGUUUCAUUGCCAUCCAGUUGAAUAUUCUUUUAAUUUUCUUAGAACAGUAUUUGGUCUUCUUUGUUGAUCAUGCACCACUAACUCAAUUGUACUGUAACUAAACACAGAACUUGCUUUGAAACAACAUGAAUGGAAUUAUGACUAAUGUAUUUGUGGCAAAUGUGAAUGACUUGUCGCUUUUUGAUAAUGUUGCCUGUUCACUUUAGUCAUCAUAAUUACGAUGUUCUAUCUUCCAGCACUAAUAAAAGUGUUGGAAAAAAGUGUAUUUUCUUCCUCAUGUUUCUGUCAGUGUACAAAGUAAGCAGAGCGUGGGAACAGAAAUCAAUCCCACAUUAAAACCCCACGAUGGGAGUACAGUUUAUAAAUCUGAUGAAUAGAUUUCAAAAGAUUAUCAUGUCUAAGAUUAUCAUGUCUGAUAGAACUUCUCAUCAUCCCGGUUAAACCCUCCAUUUCCCCUGAUCUCUCAA
Molecule: messenger RNA, 4544 nt
Organism: Hypomesus transpacificus
Lineage: Eukaryota; Metazoa; Chordata; Actinopteri; Osmeriformes; Osmeridae
Product: rabenosyn-5
Exons: 12
Coding region: 230-2605 (791 amino acids)
Molecular function (GO): metal ion binding
Source: RefSeq, a predicted model, not a curated record